Molecule: messenger RNA, 747 nt
Organism: Cylindrotheca closterium
Lineage: Eukaryota; Bacillariophyta; Bacillariophyceae; Bacillariales; Bacillariaceae
Source: the annotation of a GenBank genome assembly
AUGACUAUUCAUCGUAUCUCCAAAUAUGGAAAGCUCCUCAUUUUGGUUCAAAGAACCCAUACUCCAGCCCUUGGAACCAUCCCAAAUCUCCUUUUUACUGGUCAAUUCUAUGAUGAAAACCCGGAUCUCAUGGAAGGGGACUCCUACCCACUUCCUCCUCAUCCUCCAAAGUUCAACAAUCGCGAUGGUCAAAUCAUGAUGGAAAACAUUGAAAUUGCUGGUGACCCUGGGUUCCUCCGAGCCGACGACGGCUCUCGCUCCAUCAAAGAAGAACUUGUCCGACGUGCUGCCCACACUGGUGCUGUGUUCCGUUGCAACAACCAGAAAUUUUGGGUUAUGCUCCAUGCCGUCACACAUGAAACUGAUGCCUACAAUCACGUUCGUCAAUUUGCUCCAACUUUGAAUGGCCAAGCUGCUUACUUCGCUCUGUUUGCACAAUAUUGUGGAAGGGGACAUUUCACCAAUGAAUGCCAAGCUGCUGUCUGUGUCAUUGCAACACUUCACUGGAACGGAGAUGCCGUUCUCCGAUCCAAUUUCCAAGGUGCCAUCGAUUAUUUAACAACACAAGUCUUAGCUGCAGGUAACGACAACACCCAGCGCCGCAAUCGACAACUUGCUGCUUUCACACGUGGUGGUGGCGGACGCGGUGGUGAUGGGAGAAAUGGAGGUCGUGGCCGAGGAAAUGGUGCCACAAACCGCCUGCAAUCAAAUGUUCCAGAUCGUUUAGCCGCAAUGGUAUACUACUAA